AGCCUACAGGCAAUGUCCAGCGAAGGACAACUGGAUUAAGAGAUCCCAGGAAUAGAUGGGGAAAGGCACACAGAAGGAGAAAGUCCAGCCAGAGAAGCUGCUUAAAGGAGAUGCAGAGAAAGGAGCAAAGUCAGAUUAUGCCCCCAACACUGUUUUCAAAAAUCUCUCAGCCCGUAAAGCCAGAGCUGGAGUCACAUGCUUGAUCUGUAUCAUGACCAUCCUCAUCCUCACUCUGAUAGUAGCUCUGGCAGUGGUAAUGUCUCGUGUCCCCGAGUCUCUUCUUUCUGAGCCCUGCUGCCCGGACGGCUGGGUCGGGUACCGAGGGAAAUGUUACUAUUUCUCUGAAGGGGAAGGGAACUGGGAAUCCAGCCAGCACAACUGCUCUUCCCUCGGUGCCUCCCUGGCUGGGAUCGACACCUCACAGGACCUGGCUUUCCUGAUGCGCUAUAAGGGACGCACUUACCACUGGAUCGGCCUGCGGCGGGAAGAAAGCCAGCCCUGGAAAUGGGUGGAUGGGACAGAAUUCAACAACAUGUUUGAGGUGAGGGGAGGAGGAAGCUGCGCCUAUCUGAACGACGUCGCUGUCAUCUCCUCGAGGUGCCAGACAGAGAAGAACUGGGUCUGUAGCAAACCCAGCCUGCAUCUGAGGAAGGACCAGAAUGGGCUGGAACAGAAGAGGCCUUAAAACAGAAGAGGCCUUCGGCUUAUCCUCGCCGAAGGCAGCCGACAGACGUGUAUCCCGUGACCCUCACCGGGUUGCUUUCCCUGCUACACUCGCUGUGCUGUUGGGAUGUAAAUGACCAGGGCCGGUGUAAAGAUAUUUUGCUCCGUAGGCGAAACUUCCACCUUGCCCCCCCCCAUCCCGCUCCUGCCCAGGCUGC
Mauremys mutica (yellowpond turtle) is the source of this 881-nucleotide messenger RNA. Its product is annotated as C-type lectin domain family 2 member D-like. The record is from RefSeq and is a predicted model, not a curated record. Lineage: Eukaryota; Metazoa; Chordata; Testudines; Geoemydidae. Bases 56 to 685 code for a protein of 209 amino acids. The transcript has 5 exons.